Messenger RNA from Necator americanus (New World hookworm), 318 nucleotides. RefSeq lists its product as uncharacterized. The record is from RefSeq and is a predicted model, not a curated record. Lineage: Eukaryota; Metazoa; Nematoda; Chromadorea; Rhabditida; Ancylostomatidae. The coding region runs from base 1 to 318 and encodes 105 amino acids. The transcript has a single exon.
AUGUUGGCUGCUGCAGAGACGGGACAGAGCAUCAGCUACAGCAUCGAGAAUGCGGAUGGAAAAGAUCAUUCACGACUUCUACUCAGAUCUCUUCGACAGCCAGGUCCACCUGCCACUUCACCAUCUGAAGGAAGAUGGACAAGUCAUUCCAGAGGUUCUCCCGUCCGAAAUACGACAUGCUAUCAUGACGGUAAAAAAUCGUACGGCACCCGGCCCGGACAGAAUAAGACCAGAACACUUGAAAAACCUUUCACCAGUACUCAUCAACACCCUGGCGAAGCUCUUUACACGUUAUCUGUCGAAAUGCAAGGUUCCUAA